GGUUUUUAAGUAUCAUGUCUGGACGUGGUAAGCAGGGUGGUAAAGCUCGCGCCAAGGCAAAGACCCGGUCUUCCCGGGCGGGCCUGCAGUUCCCGGUGGGCCGAGUGCACCGUCUGCUCCGCAAGGGGAACUACUCCGAGCGAGUCGGGGCUGGCGCCCCAGUGUACCUGGCGGCGGUGCUGGAGUACCUGACUGCCGAGAUCCUAGAGCUGGCUGGUAACGCGGCCCGCGAUAACAAGAAGACCCGUAUUAUCCCGCGACACCUGCAGCUGGCCAUCCGCAACGACGAGGAGCUCAACAAGCUGUUGGGCAAAGUCACUAUAGCACAGGGCGGUGUCUUGCCCAAUAUCCAGGCGGUGCUGCUGCCCAAGAAGACCGAGAGCCACCACAAAGCCAAGGGCAAGUAAGGUCGCCACAACAACGUUUUAUCCAAACCAAAGGCUCUUUUCAGAGCCACCCACUACUUCUGGGGAAGAGUUGUGACUCUUAGUUUACUAUUACCAACAAUGAAUGGGAGAAGCAAAUCACUAAAUUGUAGUUAGUAACUUGGUAAUCAGCUUUAGGGAUUUUAAGUAUGUGAGCCACUGCACUUUGAUGAUUAAGUCUCCUUUUCUGUAGUCAUCGUACAUCGCCAGUGUGAAUCACAAGUUGGAGUUCUCUAAACGACCCCCUCGAGUGCAGUUAUUUUAGUUUCUCCAGAGAAAAAUACAGCCCUUGAGAUUCCUGUAUUCCAGAUGCACCAACAUUAACUGCUGUUUUGUCGAUUCAACGGUAAAACAUAAUACGUAGCUACAUACACAAAUCACUAACUUGUCAAUUGUAAAUGCCCACCCUAUCAGUCUUUGAUGUGGGUAUACGCAUUAGGCAUUUAUCAAAACACUGGAACUGCCUUUAAACUGCGGGAAUAAAACUUGACCAAUCAGAAUGUGGCGCAGGUUUUUCAAAUUAGUUUCCUUUUUGCAGCGCAUCAAGUUUUAAUAAGGUUGCCAGCAAUUCGGUUAAUUCCUCUGUAGCACUGGGCUAGUCUUUGUUCGCUCUGCAUUCGCGUCACAUCUGUAUUGGCGGGUUUGCGUUCUUAUAUAGAAGGACCCGACUUGAAAUCCAUGGCCAAACACUUAAACGGGGCAGCACAGGAAUAGGCAAAAGUAAAACCCAACGAAUUAAAGAAUGAGCCUAAAAAAGGGAAAUUUUGCUAAGUUAUUGGCGUUUAUAAAGAAAGCCUAGUUAAAUUUGCCAUGAAUUGAGUUUAAUGAGAAAUAACCUUUAACAGCGCAGAUGAAGGACGGUACAGUGCGCAGCUUUUUUAAAGAAAUCUUUGGGUGGCUCUGAAAAGAGCCUUUGGGGCUUUGUUUACUUCAUCAAGCCAACUUCCUACUUCUUUUUGGGAGCCGCCUUCUUAGCCUUUGCAGCUUUAGGCUUUGCUGCCUUGGGCUUAGCGGACUUAGGUUUGGCAGCUUUCGGUUUCACGGCCUUGGGUUUGGCUGGGCUCUUGGCCGCCUUUUUCGGCUUGGCAGCAGCUUUGGUCUUUUUAGGACUUUUGGCUACUUUCUUGACGCCAGACGCCGCGGGCUUCUUAGCCUUCUUCGGUGUUUUCUUCACUGCCUUCUUUGCGCCCGCAGCCUUCUUGGGUUUCUUAGGUGUGGCCCCCGCAGGCUUCUUAGCCUUGGCCGCGCCAGCCUUCUUGGCCUUCGGCUUCGUUUCCCCAGAGGCCGCCUUCUUGUUGAGCUUGAAGGAGCCAGAAGCGCCAGUGCCCUUGGUCUGCACAAGGGUACCCUUGCUCACCAGGCUCUUGAGACCUAACUUAAUGCGGCUGUUAUUCUUCUCCACGUCGUAGCCGCCAGCCGCUAAGGCCUUCUUGAGCGCGGCUAAGGAGAGCCCAUUGCGCUCCUUGGAAGCGGCCACAGCCUUCGUGAUCAGCUCAGAGACCGGAGGACCAGUCGACUUACGUUUCGCCGCGCCACCCCCUGUCGCCUUCUUUGCUGCCUUCUUCUUCG
This is a messenger RNA of Choloepus didactylus (southern two-toed sloth), 1994 nucleotides long. Its product is annotated as histone H2A type 1-D. Gene Ontology annotation, molecular function: protein heterodimerization activity; DNA binding; structural constituent of chromatin. Gene Ontology annotation, cellular component: nucleosome. The transcript has a single exon. The record is from RefSeq and is a predicted model, not a curated record. Lineage: Eukaryota; Metazoa; Chordata; Mammalia; Pilosa; Megalonychidae. Bases 15 to 407 code for a protein of 130 amino acids.